GCAUCGCCUAAAGCAAAGGCCAAAGUGAAAGCUAAGGCCUGUGCUUCAGGAUCCAAGGGCAGUGCGUGUGCAAAAGCGAAGGCAAAGGCCAAGGCAAAGGCCAAGGUGGCCAAGGGCUCAACCAAGGUGGCCAAGGGCUCAAAAAAGAAGUCCAAGAAGGCAGAGAAAGAAUGGGAAGAAGAGAUGCUUGCGGAGGAAGAGGUGAAACAGGAAGAAUCUGAGGUUGCUGAGCCGGUCAAGCCUCGCAGGAAGAGGUUGCGCAAGAUGCAGCCAGAGCCACCAGCAGCUGAAGGUGCCGCCGCUCUUGCAGAACCAGUGGAGCCUCAGAUUGCAGAGCCGAAUACUCCGAAUGAGUCAGAUUCCUUGGCUACAUUGCUAAAAGGACAAGAACAAAUGGUUGCGCAGACUUUUGCACAGACGGCCAAGACCUUCUUGGAGUCGCAAGACCCGACUGAGAGUGAGCUCUUUGCUUCGUUGGGUGGGAGUGCAAGUGAAGUCUUCACGCAGAACCUGGCCACAGAGUUGGUGAAGGCUUUGUUGAAUGGGCAACAUAUUGAGGCCAAAGUGGCUCCUUCAACAGCUUCUGUGCAGGCCACGCAGGCACCUCCCGCUGUUGCACCUGAAGCUCCGGCUCCUCCGCUUGCGCCUGAAGCUCCGGACAAAGUGGAUGAGGAAAUGCAUUCAAGUCUGGAGCUUCCAGCGGCACCUUCAGCUCCUGAGCUUGCUGCAGAAACACAUGUUGCAGAGGUUUCAGACACACAUUUGGAUGACACUGGGAGACCACCGGCAAGUCCAAAGCCAGCUGAACCUGUUCAUGAAGAACAUGAUCAGCCAGCUGAACAUGAUCAGCCACCUGCUCUGCCAGCUGAACCUGUUCAUCAGCCCACGCAAGGAAGGUGCCAGAAGGUCCUUGACAACCUGAGUGGCUUGGGGCAUCUUUGUGGCGAGGUUGGAGACUGCGAUCCAGAUGCUGACACUGUUCCUGGUGAGAUGUUGACCAAGGAGGACCUCAAAGAGAUGGAUGAAGGCAAGGUUUUUUUCAACCAAAUGUGCUUUCAUGUUUCGAAUUGGGAGGAAACUUGUUUUCUUGUCUGGCCCUGCUCAGAUGAUAUCAUUGCACAAUUCCAGAAGGGAUUGGUUCCGCCGGCGUUCAUCAAUAGCUCCAAUUGCAAGAAGCUCCAUGGAAGGAUGAACCGCUGGAUGGAAAAAGCUGAUCCGGUCAAGUGCCCUAACAUGAGUGAGCUGUGGAAUGGAACCCUGCAGCAGAAGCGUGACCUCUUGCAAAACUGGUUGAGUUCGGGGGAGGUCGCUGCCAAAUGCGAGAUGCACCUCAAGAUUACCAAGGAGACCGAAGACUCCUAUGAUUCUGAGGAGCAACUCCUGACAAUGGAAGGGAUGAAGAGAGCAGGAAUCAGCGAGCGGAAGAUUGCAGCCGUGAUGUCGACACAGCAACCUGUGCUGGACAAGGAUCACCCUGAAAUCCUCGAAGAGGCGCGCUGGUGGGUGAAUGUCCACGUCAAAAGGAAUGUCAAGGAGCGGAGCAAAGUGAAAAUGGUUGGCACCAGCCGGAUCGCUGCUGACUCUCAAGCGAUCAAUGGGUUGACUUCUGGAUUUGCAAGCCGGCACCAAACCAAUGCUUCCAAGAGCCUUGACAUCGCCAGGGUCAUUGCUGGAAUGAAGGAGGGGGAGCAAAAGGUUGAGACUGCUGGGACACCAGCACCAAAGAAGGGGGCCACCAAAGGUGUCGAGUUGCGGAAGCAGUACCUUGCAACCGCUUCUGCCCUUGACCUGCCAAAAGGGCACGACUUGAGGGUGAAGCUCUUGGCGCAAAAGGUCAUUGUCGGCGACAUGAUGGAUGAGCUCAAGGAGCUUGACAUCGAUACCAUGACCGAUGGGCAGCUCCAAUCGAAGAUGGAAGCUGUGAAACGCAAGGUCCAUCUUCGAACUUUGGACUUGCAACUUGAGAAACUUCAUGUGAGCGAGUGCAAGAUGCUACAGGUCCAGCGCAAAGCUGUGGCAAGGGAGCUGGCACCAAGAUGGAUUAACUGA
Durusdinium trenchii is the source of this 2049-nucleotide messenger RNA. NCBI's taxonomy places the organism in Eukaryota, Dinophyceae, Suessiales, Symbiodiniaceae. The record is from the annotation of a GenBank genome assembly.